CCUUCAAAUCUGUAAGCACAUUUACAAUCAGGAACGGCGCCCUCCGGCGUCCGCCAUCUUUGUGACAUCAUCACGUCACUGCGACGCCAUCUUUAGCGUAGCCGCUCGAAGCAACAUUCCUUUCCCGAUAUUACCCGUGAGGGCAGUAGGUGUUCUUACGCUCCUUGGGCGCGGGGAGCGGCGGGAGUUGUAGUCCCAGUGGACAGAGUCCUACAGAAUCUCCGGAAGUCUAGGUCCGGUUGAGCCGGCUCGUGGUAGCAGGACUACCGACGCUGGGUCGCUGCUCCGGCGGCCGGUCAUGAACGGGCCGACGGACGGCGAGGUGGACUACAAAAAGAAAUAUCGGAACCUGAAGCGGAAGCUCAAGUUUCUCAUUUACGAACACGAGUGCUUCCAGGAGGAGCUGAGGAAGGCGCAGAGGAAAUUGCUGAAGGUGUCCCGGGACAAGAGUUUCCUUCUUGACCGACUUCUGCAGUACGAGAACGUGGAUGAAGACUCUUCUGACUCAGAUGCCACUGCGUCUUCAGAUAACAGUGAGACAGAGGGGACACCCAAGUUGUCGGACACUCCAGCCCCCAAGAGGAAGAGAAGCCCUCCGCUGGGUGGUGCCCCCUCCCCCUCCAGUCUCUCCCUGCCUCCUUCAACAGGGUUUCCCCUUCAGGCUUCUGGGGCCCCCUCCCCAUACCUGAGCUCGCUGGCCUCCCCCCCCUACCCCCCAUUCCCUUCUGACUACCUGGCCCUGCAGCUGCCCGAGCCCAGCCCCCUGAGGGAGCCCAGCCCCCUGAGGCCCACGCGGCAGAAACGGCCCCGCCUGCCCCGGAAACUCAAGAUGUCGGUGGGACCCCCCGAUUGCCCUGUGGGAGGGCCGCUGACCUUUCCAGGUCGAGGAGCUGGGGCUGGGAUGGGGGCAGCCCUGGCCCCACUGCCCCCUCCCAAGAUGCCUCCCCACACCAUCCUGAGCACCGUCCCUCGGCAGAUGUUCAGCGACGCAGGCAGCGGCGAUGAUGCCCUAGAUGGGGAUGAUGACCUGGUGAUCGACAUCCCGGAGUGACCUGGCACCUGCGCCCUGCCCAUGGCCCCCUGCCGUGCUAGCACACAUGA
Messenger RNA from Trichechus manatus latirostris (Florida manatee), 1101 nucleotides. RefSeq names its product INO80 complex subunit E (gene INO80E). Gene Ontology annotation, biological process: chromatin remodeling. The transcript is spliced from 7 exons. Lineage: Eukaryota; Metazoa; Chordata; Mammalia; Sirenia; Trichechidae. The record is from RefSeq and is a predicted model, not a curated record. Gene Ontology annotation, cellular component: nucleus; Ino80 complex. The coding region runs from base 299 to 1051 and encodes 250 amino acids.